AUAGCAGACUAGAGCUGCAGGUCUACUAGAGCUGCAAAUGGCUCGCUUCGCUCGCCCUUUCAGGCUGGUUUGCUUCGCAAACCAGCUGUAGAUCCCAGGCCCACGUCACGAGCCAUUCAAUUCAGAGUCUGCAUAUAGCAGACUAGUACGGUACCGGUACCUGGAUUUACUUGGAUCCGGAUGUAGAGACAUACAUUAGGCCUACAGCUACAAAGCUUAUUUUAAAGCUGUAACUGUAUAAAGCUUUAAAGUCUAGCAAGCUACAUGAAACACUGCGGUUUUUAUUUGCAAUUAUACCUAUCUGUUGCAUCCGCUGAAUGUAUCUAUAGGAUCAGAUUGAUUUUCCUUUAAUAGCAGUUUUAAAUGACCGAUAAAAUGUCGAAAGUCAGAUUGCUCGACAAGCUCGUACAAGAAAGGGCUGGAUCAGGCGAUUCUUCACCACAAAAUGCCCCGAGAGUAGCGGACCAGAUUCUGUCGGGAAAUGAUGACGGCCAUGAGAAUGCUGAACAAACGCAUAUCUUCGAUGUUUUACCAGACUUACCAGCAGGACCUCUUGAUCUUUACCGAAAUAAUGCUUCGUUUGAUUGGAAGUCACUUAAGGUUGCAUUUGAAGGAGAAGAUUGUAUUCGUUAUCAUUACAAGAUAUGGAAAACGCUGGAGAAAGACCCACUCUUCCAACACAGUCAACGACCACUGACAAUGGAGGAAUCCAGAGCCCUUGUCUUCCGUCAAGUGAAGCAGCUGAUCUGCUACAACUUCCUCUCCAUGGAAGGCAUCCUAGCUAAUCCAGACACCAUCAGCUGGUUCAACAAUGCUGUAUGCCUUUAUGAUGCAGCACUGGCUACCAAGUUUAACCUGAACAAGAAUUUGUUUGGGCAGACAUUGAGAGCCAGUGGUUCCAUGAAGUAUGAAGACAUUGUCACACAGAGCGAGGCAUUAGAGAUAAUGGGUUGCUUUGCUUUGACUGAGUUGGCACAUGGGUCCAACACAAGAGCCAUGAGAACAACAGCAAAAUAUGACCCAAGCACACAGGAGUUUGUUGUGAAUACACCAGACAUAGAGGCCGCCAAGGUCUGGGUUGGUAUCCUUGGCAAAUCUGCUACCCAUGCUAUCGUCUAUGCCCAGCUCUACACCCCUGAUGGCACCUGUCAUGGCCUGAACUCAUUCAUAGUGCCUAUAAGGGAUCCAAAGACACUUCUACCACUCCCUGGGGUGAUGGUAGGGGACCUUGGAGAGAAGCUGGGACUUCAUGGGCUUGAUAAUGGUUUUGUAUCAUUCCACAACGUUCGCAUUCCAAGAGAAUACCUGAUAAACAGAACAGGAGAUGUGACAGAGAGCGGAAAAUUUGUCACUCCAUUUAAGGAUCCAAAUAAAAGGUUUGGUGCAUCCAUGGGUGCUCUGUCAUCAGGACGUGUUGGUAUUACAAACAUUGGUCUAGGAAACCUGAAGCUUGCCAUUACUAUUGCUGUCCGCUACUCUGCAGUCAGGAGGCAGUUUGGACCCACCUCUGAGGAGGAGCUACCAGUCUUAGAAUACCAGAUGCAGCAAUGGCGGCUGUUACCAUAUGUGGCUGCUUCUUUUGUACUGCAUCAUUUCUCUGAUAAAUUAUUCAAGCACUUGGUGGAAUGUCAGGUAUCCCUCAUGCUUGGAGACAAGAGUGAAAGACAGGCAGAGCUGGGGAAGGAGAUGCAUGCAUUGUCUAGUGCCUCUAAACCUCUUAGUAGCUGGUUAGCAAGGGACUGUAUACAAGAAUGCAGGGAGGCAUGUGGAGGUCAUGGAUACUUGUGGGUGAACAGGUUUGGUGUUUUACGAGACGACAAUGAUCCUACAUGUACAUAUGAGGGAGACAACAAUGUCCUGCUCCAACAGACUAGUAACUACUUAUUAGCUCUAUCUGCUGCUAAAAGAAGAGGUGAGACCAUAUCUUCUCCCAUUGGUACAGUUGAUUUUCUGGACUCUAUGUUUGAUAUUAUCAAGCAGAGGUUUACAGUGCACAAACUAGAAGAUGUAAUUAAACCCCAAGUGAUUAUCAGUGCAUACCGAUGGCUAGUCGUCUAUCUCCUUCAGGAGAGUGCCCAUAAGCUCCAACAGGAGCUCAUGAAUGGAAAAGAUGCAUUCAGUGCACGUAAUGACUCACAGGUCUACUUCUGUAGGACCUUGGCAAUAGCUUUUAUGCAGCACACACUUCUUGAUCAGUUUUGGAAUUACCUAAAAUCUGGUGAUCUGAUACCUGAGCAAACUGCUGUUCUCACUAAACUCUGUAGUCUCUACGGUCUUUGGAGUCUUGAGAAACAUAUGGCCACUCUUUAUCAAGGAGGAUAUUUCUGUGGGGCAGAGACUGCUAGGUUAAUCCGUGAUGGUAUCCUUCAUCUCUGUACAGAGCUUAAGAAUGAUGCAGUAUCUUUGGUUGAUGUUCUUGCUCCACCUGAUUUUGUACUCAACUCACCUAUCGGAUGUGCAGAUGGCCAGGUUUACAAACGUCUUUACAAUGCCAUCCUCCAGACUCCAAACUGCCUUGAGAGACCUUCUUGGUGGAAGGAAUUCCUUGAUAAACCAGUUGUUGGUUCCAUCCCUCCUGCAAAGCUCUGAAUCAUAAAAUUGCUGAUGCCAGAUCAAAAUCAAGACAAUCAGAUUAAAGAAGAUUGUGAUUGGCUGGUGCCUGUAAUUUCAACAGUGUCAGCAAAGGUGGAUGUGGGUCCAGUGACACUAAGCUUUAAACAGUGAUUGAUUUCAUAUCUUUUUACAACUGAUUGCAUUGAUCACUGUGUGUAAUCCUUCCCAAGAAUCAGUUGUACAUUCAAUUGCUGAGCUUUGGGAUACCGGGUCCGGAAUCCCUUCCCUGCAGGAAAUUUUAUAUCUUGUUAUCAAAGGGAAAAUUAAGCUGUGGUUAUGAUGAAAUACAAAUGAUUGUAAUAUAGCAGAUUCUUGUUAUUUCAUUGAGGAAAUUCUCCAAUUUCACUUUGCUCUAUAUGGACUGCUCAAGGCAUGAUAAUUUGGGAGCAUUCCAACAAUUUAUAUGAACUAGAAGACAAUGACAAAUCAUUUUAGGAAUUAUGGACUUGCCAUUGUAGUAAGAAGUUAAGAAUGAACAGUACCCUUCAAAGCCCACUCAUUCAUGGUGUGAAGGAAGAAAAUUGAUACAAUGUAUGGGCUAAACAUUUAUUUUAGUUCUGUAUAUCUUAUGCACUUCUCAUAACUCUUUGUAGAAUUUUAUGAUUUAUUGUUAAGGAUUUUGGUGAUUCCAAAGUUGGGUAGUGUUCUCAUUUUAAUGAAACAAUAUUCGUUUAGAGACUGUUUGAUCAGGACUAAAUUUAAUCCUUGAUUAAAUUAUGUAAAAAUUAUUAGCCAUUGUGUUGUCAUGUUGACUACUUCAUUGUUUAACGCUUGUCUGCUUUAUAUAUGUACAUGUAAUUACUGUAGGUAAAGGAGAACAAAUUAUUUAAAUUGAUCAUGUAAUGGUGUGUAUGAUACUGAAAAUACAGUAACUAAUUUAUUAAAUUGUGCUCUAUGAAUGUUUGCUAGUCAUGAGAAUCAAAACUGUUUUUUUUUAAUGCCCAAAUGAGUGUGUGAAUUUGCUUUGUUUUGUAUAUUUCACAGCUACUUUGCAUGUCGCUUAUUGGAAUAUAUCUACUGAUAUAUCUGAUGAUUAGAAAUUAAUGUUUCAAGGUCAAAGUUAAAGAUCAUUUUAGGUCAUUAAUCUUGGGUUUUAUUAUCAAAUUAAUGAUAUUUUUCUCUAAUAUUGAAAAAAAAAAUCAUCUAAACUUGUUUUUAUAUUCCAUAAAGCUUGUAUAUAAAUAGGAUCAAAUAUCAGCUGUUAUGUGAGUUCAAAUUUCAGGUAAUUUGAUAAACGUCAAAGGUCAUUCAGGUUAAAAACUUGGAUGAAAAUUGAUAGUUUAUCACAAUUUCAUCAGUAAGUUUUCAUAUCCAUUUUCCCUUUUGUGGUCUUGGAUUUUACAUUAUAUAUUCAAAGGAUAUAAUGGGAAAGACAUUUUGAUAUUUCGAUGUCACAAAGUCAACACUCCUACAUAUUUCAUUAGAAUAGCCAUAUUGGUGUGUAUACUAGAUGCAAUGAGUGAGUGUUAAUUUUCAGAACAAAUACUACUAACCUCCAGAUCUAGGCUAGUUUCACACUUGUUAUAGUCAUACUGCAAAUCUCUUUUUAGCAUAUGGUGUAACAUCAUGACUGUUAAUGACUAAAAAUGUUUAUGUUUAAUGUGGUCCGGUUUAAUGAUCUUGAAUGAAAGAAUACAAAAUUCAAGCACUGAGAUAGAAAAAAGGAGGAAUUAUUGGUAUACCAUUGAUGAGAAUCAAUAACUGAAUAACAAAUUAAGCGUAAUAUUACUGUUAAGGUUAUGAACUUGAUUGUGUUAAGUUUGUUGAUUUGGUGAUGAUUCGUAAGGGAAGUGAAUUAGAAGAUUAGAGUCUGAAAAGGAAAAAAGAAAUGCUGAGAAGGAAAAUUGAUGAUGCAACAGCUCAGUAUAAUUAUGUGUUUGCUCAUAGUGCAAUGCAACCAUCAUUUUUAAUAUUAUUAUGGUGGCCACAUCAGUAUUGUUUAGUAAAUCUACACAUAUGUAGAAUUGAAUGGCGAUAUGGAAGUAGUAUCUACUAUUUAUUAUCUCACAUGCCUUGUAAUCAUGGUUGGGCUAUACAACUUUUAGGUACAUGCCUUUUAAUAAAUGAGAUGGCAUGUUAGAUGCUCUCAGAAAGGCACUUCUCAAAAAUGCAGAUUUACCUAAAAAAAAGGAGGGGGAAUACUUGAGUGCAUUGACAAACAUUCCCAUGUAUUGACAGAUCUGUUAAUUGUACAUAUAUACUCGUACUUGACAAACCAAUAUUUGUUUUUAAGUUUUGUUGUUGUUUUUUUUUGGGGGGGGGCUUUGCAUCUUUUUCUCUUUGCUUUUAAAAUUCAGAGAAAAGGAAACAAAUAACUAAAAGUAAUAAUGUGAGGCCUAUGUUUUAUUUGUACUUGCCUAUGUCAUUCUGUUGGGUGUCGCCUUAAAAAAAUAUGAAUUUGUGCUUGUAUUUUGAUGAUUAUCUCCAAAAUUUGUGCAAUAAGAUAUCUUAAGGGAUAAUUAUCUUUUUUGAAUUUGAAUUUUGUUUCUAUUUACUUUGGUAUCAAAUUUACUAAUACUAUUUUUAAAAGUAAUGUAAACAUCAUAGUAAGGUAUAAAACUUUUAACAAGUAUAAUUUGCACUUAUAGGCCCGUAUUCUGAAGACGGGUUUAACUUAAAUUCAGAUUUAAAGUUGUGGUUUAAGUAUGGAUAGCCAAUUGUUACAUAAAUCACUAACAGGAGAGAUAUCAUACUUCAGCUCAUUUGGCUCUCAAAUCAUUCAUAAUUGUCUAGGAAGUAUAAAUAGAUGAUUGUCUUCACCAUCGAUGAAUCAGGAAAGAGCACAGUAAACAUAAGAAACAUACAACUUAAUAAAAAAUGUUGAUACUUUUGGCUUCCCAUACUUAAACCACAACUUUAAACCUGAGUUUAAGUUAAUCCCGACUUCAGAAUACGGGCCAUAGAAUUUAUCACAGAAACAGUCAAGAUGGGGAUUAAUUUUCUGUAAAACUGUAUCUUUGGAAUUUUAAUGAAUUGAACAUGCAAUGUUCCACUCUUUUGAUGAACCUGUUAUGGUAUUGAAUUAUUGUGUUUAACAGGCUUGGCAUGAACCAAUGUUGGUUAACAAGGUUAGAAUGUGUUGACAAAAAAUAGUAUCCCAGUCUACUAAUAUCAACAUAAUUGAGUGGUUAUGUAGACUAGAGAUUAAAACCUUCCAGAUUGUAGGCCUUCUGUUCAUUCAAUGGAAGUCAGCUUAUGAUAAACAAGUGCACUUGAUCCUGCAUCUGGUAUGAUCAAUGCAAACAGGUGAACAAUUGUUUAAUAGGAAGUCACUGUGUUUAGCCUCAUCUGAGGAAGAAUGAAAAGGGUGGAAUUAAUGCUUUGCUUGGCAAGUUAAUGAAAAAAUUAUGAUGCAUUUUGAAAUUGGUAUUCCAUUCUCCAUAUGUAAUUAUAUUGACUUGAUAGCAGCUGCUUAUGUUGAGCUUUAAAGGGCCACUCUCGGCUGAAAAUGAUGUGAUUUGGAUGAACAGAGUAAAACUAAAUAAGCAACACUGAAAAUGUUAUUGAAAUCAGAUGAUUUUUAAAGUUUUGCAUUAUUGAGGGCCCUAUUUCAUUUUUGUUUUUCAAUACAUGUGUACACAAUAGUGUAGUAAAUUGCAGCGAUUAUAAUCUUACACAUUGCAUCAGUACUCGCAGUCAUUCUUUUGUUUACAUAUUUGGAGCAGACAAUUUGAAUAAUUGUGACUUCAUAUGUAAGGUUUGACAAUUGGAAACAAUACCUGAAAUCCCACUUCAUAUCCCUUCAGCCUGGAGUGCCUCUUUGUAUCUGAGCUUACACCCUAUUCCCCCAUGCAUACCCAUGCUUGUAUAAAUUAUUAUUAAAGUAUAAUUCUGCAAUAAAUUGUCAUAUUCUA
Molecule: messenger RNA, 6467 nt
Organism: Lytechinus pictus (painted urchin)
Lineage: Eukaryota; Metazoa; Echinodermata; Echinoidea; Temnopleuroida; Toxopneustidae
Product: peroxisomal acyl-coenzyme A oxidase 3-like
Exons: 15
Coding region: 364-2589 (741 amino acids)
Biological process (GO): fatty acid beta-oxidation using acyl-CoA oxidase; lipid homeostasis
Cellular component (GO): peroxisome
Molecular function (GO): pristanoyl-CoA oxidase activity; fatty acid binding; FAD binding
Source: RefSeq, a predicted model, not a curated record